AUGGGGUCUUUUUAUGAAAAAUAUGAAUUACUGAAUGAACUGGGUAGUGGGUCUAUGGGGAGUGUUGAUGAGUGCGUGGAAAAAGAAACGCAAAUUCACUAUGCGUGCAAGAAGAUUGAAUUGAGACUUGAUCCUUGGAACGAGUUGCAGUGGAUGAAAAAUCUUGUUCAUGAUAACAUAGUGGAAGUGGCUGGAAACUAUCAAGAUGACAAGUAUGUUUAUAUCGUGAUGGAAUUGUGCCGUGGGGGAACUUUGUAUGACAGAAUUAUCCAGAAAGGGGCGUAUGAUGAACCCAGUGCGGCCAAGGUUAUGCAUCAGAUAAUGAACGCUCUUCAGUAUUGCCAUGAGACGGCCGGUGUGUGUCACGGCGAUGGUAAACCGUAUAAUAUGAUGUACAAUGUAGAUGAUGAUGAAGACGCUGUCUUAAAGUUGAUAGAUUUCGGCUAUACCGCAAAAGUGACAGAUGCGUUUUCGAUAAUGAACGACGGUCCACGUGUUGAUGUACGUGAUGCCGGGGUCAUAUUGUACUCGUUACUCUAUGGCGAGUACACUGAUCGUACUCCCAUCGAGCUUAAACGGCGUGUUACAGAAGGCACGUUCGAUCUUUAUCUUAUGGAAAAGCCCAUUCUAAUAUCUCAGGAAGCAAAGGACUUGUUGGUCAAGAUGAUGUCGGAAGACCCCAAUAACCGACCCACUGCUUCACAAGUUCUGGACCAUCCUUGGAUAAAGACUCGUAUUCAUGAUGAUGACAGCAGCCCCCAAGGAGAUUCAUCUGAGAUCACCCGCUGUGGUGAAUGCUGCAGGAUCUUGUAG
This is a messenger RNA of Erigeron canadensis, 813 nucleotides long. Its product is annotated as calcium-dependent protein kinase 25-like. The transcript is spliced from 3 exons. NCBI's taxonomy places the organism in Eukaryota, Viridiplantae, Streptophyta, Magnoliopsida, Asterales, Asteraceae. The record is from RefSeq and is a predicted model, not a curated record. Gene Ontology annotation, cellular component: cytoplasm; nucleus. Gene Ontology annotation, molecular function: calcium/calmodulin-dependent protein kinase activity; calmodulin binding; calcium-dependent protein serine/threonine kinase activity. The coding region runs from base 1 to 813 and encodes 270 amino acids. Gene Ontology annotation, biological process: peptidyl-serine phosphorylation; intracellular signal transduction; protein autophosphorylation.